UUUAUCGUAAUUUCUUAUUUUCUGUCGGACUUCUAUUGUUUCCUCUUAUGAGAAGCGCCGGAGAUCGGAAUCUCGUUUUCCGGGUACAUUCUCUCUCUACAUUAUAGCAUUAUCAAAUCUUGGAAAUAAAGGAGAAAAAAAAUGGGUGUGAAGCAAGCAUUAAGAGCUAUUGAUGCAUUUCCGCGAGCUGAAGAACAUUUGUUGCAGAAAACCAAGUUUAGCGCCUUCGUUUCCAUUGUGGGGCUGCUAAUUAUGGUAACAUUGUUCUUGCAUGAACUGAGUUACUAUCUUAAUAUAUAUACUGUUCAUCAGAUGUCUGUAGACUCGAGACGUGGAGAAAAUCUUCCCAUUCACAUAAAUAUGACAUUUCCCUCUCUACCUUGUGAUGUUCUUAGUGUGGAUGCUAUUGAUAUGUCGGGGAAGCAUGAAGUAGAUCUUGAUACAAACAUAUGGAAGCUUCGCUUGAACAGUGAUGGCCAUAUCACUGGCACUGAGUAUUUGUCAGACCUUGUUGAGAAGGAACAUGAAGCUCAUAAACAUGAUGCACACAAAGAACAUCAUGAAGAUUCAGACAAGAUCCAUCUACAGGGCAUUGAUGAAGAAUCUCAAAAUAUGAUCAAGAAGGUUAAGCAAGCAUUGGCUGAUGGGGAAGGAUGCAGGGUGUAUGGCAUUUUAGAUGUCCAGAGGGUUGCUGGGAAUUUCCAUCUAUCCGUUCAUGGGUUGAACAUUUUUGUUGCUCAAAUGAUUUUUGAAAAGUCCACUCAUGUCAAUGUAAGCCAUAUCAUCCAUGAGUUAUCAUUUGGGCCCAAAUAUCCAGGUAUUCACAACCCGCUAGAUGGAACAUCACGAAUUCUGCGUGGAACAAGUGGCACAUUCAAAUAUUACAUUAAGGUUGUUCCAACUGAGUAUAGAUACAUAUCAAAAGAAGUUUUACCAACUAAUCAAUUUUCUGUAACGGAGUACUUUUCUCCCAUCCAUGAUUUUGAACGGACAUGGCCAGCUGUAUACUUCUUAUAUGAUCUGUCACCAAUUACCGUGACCAUCAGAGAAGAACGUCGCAGUUUUCUGCACUUCAUCACUCGGCUCUGUGCAGUGUUGGGUGGUACAUUUGCCUUGACAGGCAUGCUAGAUGGAUGGAUGUACAAGAUUCUUGAAUCUUUUACAAAGAAAAACAGCAGAACUAUUGUGCGGUAAACGUCGAGUCAUUGCACUACUGAUAUGUUCAGGCAAAGCUGAAUUGCAGAACUGUUGAACUAGGCAAAAGCUUUAGCAAACAAAGCAGAUCAACAUCAUGUUUUUGAACAAGUUGUUUUUUUAUCCCCAGUGAUUUUUGUAGCACUAGAAGAACAAUACACAAGUUUAUUCUAGCUGUUUGAGAAGAAAAUGUAUUAUUCAUUGGUCAUGUAACAAAACCUAGGAAUAUGAAACAUUUUGCUGGCAAUUUUGUUCAGUUAUUGAAAACUGAAAAGCU
This is a messenger RNA of Solanum verrucosum, 1471 nucleotides long. RefSeq lists its product as uncharacterized. Gene Ontology annotation, cellular component: endoplasmic reticulum; COPII-coated ER to Golgi transport vesicle. Lineage: Eukaryota; Viridiplantae; Streptophyta; Magnoliopsida; Solanales; Solanaceae. Bases 142 to 1194 code for a protein of 350 amino acids. The transcript is spliced from 12 exons. The record is from RefSeq and is a predicted model, not a curated record.